AUGGGUGAAUUGGAUAGUUUAGCGUACAUCUUGACGGCCGAAUUUGAUAAGAGCAAGGGUAUUGUUAUUACGAACCAGCACCCCUGUGAAGAUGAUUCAUGGCUCCUAUCUUCACAGUUGCAAGACAUUUCAAAUGUACUGAUGCCGUCUCAACUUCAGCAUUCAAUGAACAGAGAAAGUAUCACUGUCUUUCCUAUUUACAGCACAUACAGUGAUGUUGAAUUUGAAAAUGCCAUUUUAUCAUAUGAUCCUAAACCCCAUAGUUUACCAAGCGUGAUUUUGUCAAUAAGUUACUUCAAAUCGGACGACUCUUAUAGAAAUGGGACAGCCAAUUGCCUGUCUAUUGUGACUUCGUUGUCAUUUUGGUAUGCAUAUAAGAAUUUACUGAUUGUUCUACUACAUCUUUAUAUGAAAGAUAAUGACUUCUCUCAAUUGUCGGCUGUUUUUCAAACUUUAAACGAGAUUCCGUUGAGACAGUUGGAUUUAUAUUUUCAGAAUAUACCAACCAUUCAAAAAGAUCUGUUAAAGACACUAAUAGAGAGGCAAGAACUUAACAAUGAGUCUGAAGAAGAAUCUUUCCUAGCUAAAAUUUUAAACCCCAACAUUCUGGAUGAGGAUGAAACUGAAAUCAUUAGGGGUAUGCUAAUGUUCAAAGACUACUUAGAAUUCUCUCCACAGUCAAAAUGUUUCAAAGCAAACGUUCUAAUUCCAUCUGUUGGUACUCAUUUUCCAAUUCAAAUUCCUUUACUAUCAUUAUUAUCUUCAAGAUUCACAUUUUUUGGGUUAAAUUUGGAACAGGAAUCAAUAAUAAGAACUUUUCUUUUAGACUCAAAAUCUCUUAAAAUUCAAUUCUACCAGGACAAUAAAGCAUUCAUUACAAACAAGGAAAAAGACUCAAUAGACAAUACGGCCUUUAAAUCUGUUCUCCCUUAUGGUGUCCACAAUACUCCAUUUAUAAUUGCUUUGAUCAACGCCCUCUUGCAGCGCAAGAGAAUAAUCGUUUACUCCUAUAGCAGGUCAUGCAAUGAGCUGUUGGAGUUCAUCAUGGCAUACUUUAUUAUAGUGGAGAAUUUCAUGUCCACGGAUUCACCUUGCACAACUGAUCAUCUCUACCCUUACGUUGACCUUUCACAACUAGAGAUACUUGAAAAAAUGCCAUUCUAUGUGGCAGGAACAGCCAAUAUUAUCUUUCAGUCGAAACCCAUUUGGGAUUUAUUCAUCAAUUUGGAUGACAAAUCAAUUCUUUUGAAUUUCGACUCUUUUACCAGCAACAGUCAAGUUCUUUCAAGACGAAGCAACAGUCAUAAAAAGUUUUUGAAUCUUAAGACAAAUCCUAAUAAUUUUUUCAGAAGGCAAACCAGCAAUAUUAGCAACUCCUCUUCAAGUCCAUUUAGAACCAGGCAUAGUAGUCAAACCAGUGGAAACUCGACGCCUUCUCCCUCAGUUUCUUCAGUCAAAAAAAGACCGGAUGCCGACUCCUUAUACGAAAUAUAUGCCAACUCUUCCCAACAAUUUGAAGAAAAUUACAAGUUUCUACUUCCCACUUUCAAAAAUAAUGAUGCUCUAUUCUCUUCUUCUAUUGCAGAAACUCAGUUUGAUUUCAAUAAGCAUACAAGUGUUGGUAGUAGUUCAAGUUUUAUUGCCUUUGGGUUUCAAUACGAAGACACCUCAUUGGACGAAAUUUCAUUGUUUGACUCAAGCCUGUCGCAAAUAGACAGCUCGCUUUUAAAGUCAAUUGAGGAUUUACUGAAAAAUAAUGAAAGAGACAGCGUUAUUUGUGAUACCAUUUUCAAGUAUUUAGAUCACCUAAUCAAUCGAUGUUUUAAAUCCCAUGAAAUGAUAUCCAAUAGCAAGAAAGUUAGAGAGUUCACCGAUUACAUUCAAUUGAAAUUGGAUGACAGUGGAGAAUCUUCCUUCAACAAUAAAAAUUUGGUAAUCUCCGAAAUUAAUAAGUACAUGCAACGAAACAAGAUUGUACAGCCAUUUGUAUUGGGGGUAGACUAUGGCAACCAGUUCUUUAGUGUAACCUACCCAUUGGACACUAAUUCAUUCAACAAAUCAAAUCUCCUUUCAUAUUACAGUUCUUUGAAUAAGGGUUCAUCCAGAAAUUUGUUUUUGUAUGAAGAUUAUUUGAAGGCUAAUUCAAUGGAUGGUAUAAUUAAGACAAAGUUGUCAAACUAUCUCGUUGGCGUGAAGGAACAGACUUAUCUCUUCGAUAUUGAGUAUAUCCUACAAAACUGUUUUUUUGUUGCCAAUGAAAAGUUCAAAGACGUUCAUUCACUAUCCUUUAUGAAGGGUCAGAAGCAACUAUACCAGAUCUACAAAAUGUUAAACGGGUACAUAAACUCAGUCGAUAGCUUUGAUCCCUUAUUGUAUCACUGUUUGAAAACGGAUAAGAUCUUGGACUUGAACAAACAGAAGAAUGACAAAUACGUGUUUGACACACUGGAAAGUACCCUUAUGAUAGUACUGUUUUUGGUUCCAGAGGAGUCCAACAUCACAGGAGGUCAGGAUGAAAUACAGUACCCCCUACAAGAAGAAUUUGAGAAUUAUUUGAAAAUUUUGUUUGAUAAGAGGACGUUUUUCACCGAGUGGUUUAUCAACCAUUCUAAUGGAUUCAUAAAAAGUGGACUACGAGACUACUUUCAUUUUCAUUAUGAGUGA
Messenger RNA from Komagataella phaffii GS115, 2664 nucleotides. RefSeq lists its product as hypothetical. Lineage: Eukaryota; Fungi; Ascomycota; Pichiomycetes; Pichiales; Pichiaceae. The transcript has a single exon. The record is from RefSeq and is a predicted model, not a curated record. The coding region runs from base 1 to 2664 and encodes 887 amino acids. Gene Ontology annotation, biological process: cellular bud site selection; actin cortical patch localization. Gene Ontology annotation, cellular component: cellular bud neck; plasma membrane.